CAAACCCUACACUUUACUCUUUUCUCCUUUCUUCUCUACCAAACCCUACGAAGGUUUUCUCUCAACAUUUCUUCCCUUUCUUGCUUUCUCAAUCUCAUCACUUUCUCCCCUCUCUUCUCUGAUCAGUCGCCAACGCGUGUGAACUCGUCGCCGUGCUAUCAUCGGAGGCAGCUUCUUCCGUUGUCGCAUCGCGCUCGUGCCUCAUUUAGAAGGAAAAAAGGGGAUGCAUGUGAAUACGUCUUCUUUUCGUCAAAGCAAAUACCCAACAAUUCCUCUUUUAACCGCUCGCCAUGCUUAGCUUGCUUCCUGCAUUUGGCAGCUCAAAUCCAUGGAAGAAACUAAGGAUACUCUGUACCUACAUUAUGGAAGACAGUAUUUGAAGGAUUGUUACAUCGAAGGAAGUGUGGACUUCAUAUUUGGCAACAGCACUGCUUUGUUGGAGCAUUGUCAUGUCCACUGCAAGUCGAAAGGCUUUAUUACUGCACAGAGCAGAAAAUCUUCUCAAGAGACGACAGGUUACGUGUUCUUGAGGCAGUGGCGAGACUUCUUACGUUCAUCUCGGGCGACCAUGGGGACCAUUUGCAAGGGUGGUAUUUGCUUACACACACAUGGAUAUGCCUUCAGAACCAUUUUGAGAGAGGAAGGUUUUGCUGCUCUUUAUAAAGGGAUUGUUCCUGGCCUUAUGCUUCAGGUUUCUCAUGGUGCCAUUCAAUUUACAGUCUAUGAAGAACUCCGUAAAGUUAUUGCCAACUCAAGGUCUAAAGGGACCAGAGUCGAUGCUCAAAGUUCCGGGGAAUUACUGAAUUCCGGUGAUUAUGCUGUUCUUGGAGGAACUUCUAAAAUUGCUGCCAUGCUUUUGACAUACCCAUUUCAAGUUAUUCGAGCUCGGUUGCUACAGUUCAGGAAGAGGAAUGUCAAGCCCUUGCUGCAUUUGGUGCCUGUUUCCAAUAUUAAUAAUUGUUUGAAGAAGCAUUUUCGAGACCUUUAAAAUGUCGUGAUCUUUGAAUUUAUAUAAUUCUGUUUGGUUGCAGUUAAUUUUACAAGCGUGUUUUCAUUGUUGGUGGAAUCAGACUUGAAUAAUAUGGGAUUUAUGUGCUUUAAGAUAUGAAUGGGAUUUAUUGUUGCUUUAAGAUA
This is a messenger RNA of Cucumis melo (muskmelon), 1134 nucleotides long. RefSeq names its product mitochondrial nicotinamide adenine dinucleotide transporter 2-like. The record is from RefSeq and is a predicted model, not a curated record. Gene Ontology annotation, biological process: cell wall modification; nucleotide transport; folate import into mitochondrion. Gene Ontology annotation, cellular component: chloroplast envelope. NCBI's taxonomy places the organism in Eukaryota, Viridiplantae, Streptophyta, Magnoliopsida, Cucurbitales, Cucurbitaceae. Gene Ontology annotation, molecular function: folic acid transmembrane transporter activity; pectinesterase activity; FAD transmembrane transporter activity. The coding region runs from base 329 to 988 and encodes 219 amino acids. The transcript has 7 exons.